UUAACAACUCUGAAUACAAAAUCAUCUAAUGCGGAUUUUAAGCUGGCAACAUGCACCAAAUGCCAUCCAUCCGAAGCCUAUAAAAUUACAGGAUAUCCAGAGCGAAUUCCCACCUGACCAAGAAAAAAAUUUAAAAAACUCACCCAGUAAAUUUCUCAUGGCCAUCUUUGGCGUCGUGUAUAUAUUUCAACGAGGCCUAUCUUUCAUAACUACCUUGGAAGCCAUGAUGCCAGGCGCUACAAUCUUGUUAGCCUUUGCCAUCGUAAUCUACAUUUUGCUUCUACCCACGUCAUGGGGUCAAACCUCCUCGCCUCUGCAACCAAUACCCACAGAUUCCACCGCUCUCUUCUGUGCUCAAUCUCCCUGUUCACCAAAUGAAAAUGAGGGCCAUGACCUUUCCAAUUGCCAGCAAUGGAAAGAAAACGUAGAACAAUUAGACGAGAAACAAGACCCACAUCUGCUUGAACGUAUUUCUUCUCUAAACCAUGAAUUCCCUGUUUCCAUGGCUGAUGCUCCGAACAAAAGCAAUGCAGAUAUACCAGGGGCAGGGGAAACGGACUCUUCGUCACUUGUCCCUGCUUUUUACAUUUUUGGGGACUCCACUGUAGAUAGUGGGAACAAUAACUAUUUGGGUACUUUUGCUAGAGCUGAUGUCCCUCCCUAUGGCAGAGAUUUUGAUACCCACAUGCCCACUGGCAGAUUCUCCAAUGGCCGCCUCACUGUAGAUUAUUUGGCUCUGUUCAUGGGACUGCCAUUUGUUCCAACAUAUCUUGGAUUGGGUGGAAUGGUGGAGAAUAUGAUGCAGGGUGUUAAUUUUGCAUCUGCAGGAGCGGGGGUUUUGUAUUCCAGCGGCGCUGAUUUGGGGCAGCACAUAUCCCUAACGCAGCAAAUCGAGCAAUUCUCAGAAAUGGUGCAAGACAUGUCACUGUAUUUCGGCGAAGAGCAAUCAAGACAGAGAAUAUCCAAGUCUAUAAUCUACGUCUCCGUUGGCAGCAACGAUUACAUUCACUUCUACCUGCGAAAUGUCUCGGGAAUUCGAUCCCUGCACCCCCCUUGGAAGUUCAACAAGCUGCUCGUUCAAGGCAUCAGAAAUGAAUUGAUGCAUUUGUACAAUGCGAAUGCGAGGAAAAUGGUGUGCAUAGGAAUGGGGCCUCUGGGCUGUGCUCCGCACUUCUUAUGGGAAACAAACAGUCCCAAUGGCGAAUGCGUAGAGGACAUAAACAACAUGAUUAUAGAGUAUAACUAUGCCUUGAAAUACAUGGUGGAAGGCCUCAACUCCAAACUUCCUGGUGCAAAUAUAGUCUUCUCUGACAUAUAUGAGGGACUGAUGGACAUCCUUAAAAAGCCCAAACAUUAUGGGUUCCAGUCUGUGAGUAACGCAUGCUGUGGGUUGGGGAAAUUUGGAGGAGGGAUCCUCUGUGCAUUUUCCAAUGUGGCGUGCAACAAUGCAACCGGCUAUGUGUGGUGGGACCAGUAUCACACCACUGAUACAGUUAAUUCAAUCAUGGCGGACAAUCAGUGGAAUGGCAAAUAUAAGAACAUUACCCAUCCUAUGAAUCUCUAUGACCUGGUAAUGGCCGAUUCUUGAUUUGCCUUCUUUCUCUUUCCAUGGAGAUUCUUUUUCCUUAUUCAUUUCUCCAGACAGCACAACAUCUGGAUGUCAAUUGAUAAAAUAUGCAGAAUAUGUACAGUUCAUUUUACAAUAACCUUAUGUUUUAUCACUGUGGGGUUAAACCAUUAUAAGAUCAAAGGUAGUUCAGAGGACAAUUCACCAAAAAAUUAUGAUGUUGAUCUUCUUUUAUGAGGCUUGAUGGCAAGUUCUCUGGUUUUCUCAACAUCUUAGAUAGUUUAUGGGUAUCUUUUUGCAAUGCUGAUAUUGUGCUUUGAAUUUUGAUAGGUGUUUUUGUAUUUUUUCAAUCAUCUCUGUAAGAAGCAACAUAAUUGUCUCA
Molecule: messenger RNA, 1949 nt
Organism: Cryptomeria japonica (Japanese cedar)
Lineage: Eukaryota; Viridiplantae; Streptophyta; Pinopsida; Cupressales; Cupressaceae
Product: GDSL esterase/lipase 7
Exons: 5
Coding region: 29-1588 (519 amino acids)
Molecular function (GO): hydrolase activity, acting on ester bonds
Source: RefSeq, a predicted model, not a curated record